ACAGAAGAAAUAUCAAAUAUUUGGCUUAUUGACUUGCACUGGACUCAAUUUUCUCUCUCGAGAUCCUCAUUCCAACUAAAUUCUAGGUCUGUGCAAACAUUCACAACUAGAUUAUAAUAAUAUCUGGUUUUGGCAGUUUCUCCGUCCAUCAAUUAUACCAACCAACCAAAUGAAUGUUGCAGCCAUGCAUGGAAAUCUAGUAAUAGUUGUGGUUGUGUUGUUGAUGGCUGAAAAAUCCGUUAAUGGAGCAGGUGACACCCUCACAAAAGGAGAAUCUCUUACAGGAAGCCAGACUUUAACCUCAAAGGGUGGAACGUUUGAGUUGGGGUUCUUCCACACAUCCACAGACAGAUUCUACCUUAGCAUUCGUUACACCCAGAUUGAACCAAAGCCUCUGGUUUGGGUCGCUAACAGAGAUAAACCUUUGCCCGACGCAACCGCUGCCAACCUCCAAAUAGCUUCCAACGGAGAUCUUCAACUACACUACGGUCGUGAUCUCUUUUGGUCAACUUCAACCUCGGCGGAAAGCGUGGCGGCAGUGCUCAGCGACGACGGAAAUCUGAUCGUGAGAGAUGAAAGCCGGCCGGAGAAGAAGAAACUCUGGCAGAGUUUCGAUCAGCCUACUCACGCUUGGCUGCCCGGAGCUACACUCGGCGGCGCGCGGCGGCUGGUCUCCUGGAAGAGCGACGAAGACCCUUCGGCGGGGAUGUUCUCGGCGGAGAUGUCGUCCGAAUCCAAGGUGGUGCUGAAGUGGAACGAAUCGGCGGUGUAUUGGGAGAGUGAAAGCUACGAGCCCGGCAAUCAGUUUGGUUUCGAUGCUCAACAGUUGAAUUCCCUUUCCAUCAGGUUUGAAGUGGAGAAGCAAUACGUGAGGCUUGAGAAUACUCUUGCUAUUAUGAUUAACGACACUUUCCGCCUUGAUUUCUCGAUGCUGGUGAUGGAUCAUCGCGAGGGGAGGCUGAAGAGGGUCCCAUCAAGGGGCAGUAGCGGCGGUGGGGCGUGGGCUUCUCCGUCGUCCCUGCCCGCGGAGCGCUUCUGUGGAACCUAUGGAGUACUCACUACCACUCAUUCCUGCGGCUGUCUGCCGCGCUUCAGGCCGUCGUCGACUCCCAACCCCAUGGGUGAUAGCUGUAAUAGGAAUACACUUUUACCCGAUUGUAAUGGAAAAGGAGGCAAGGUGGGUUUUAUGGAGAUUUCGGAUAUCAUCAAGUGGCCUAACCAGCCCAAGCUAAUCACAGAAGCUGAUACUGAUAAGGAGUGUGAGCUCACCUGCCGACGGAGCUGCAACUGCACAGCUUAUGCCUUUGAUCCCACCGGAUGCUUGGUGUGGGAAGGAGAUUUAUAUGGUAUACGACGGGGCAUUUCAGAAAAUCGGAAGCUGCACGUUAAGCUUGCCUCUUCGGAACUUGCAGAAAGUGGAAGUAAAAGCAAGACUUUGGAGGUGAUCAUUGCAGUUGUGGUUCCAGUUUUGGUGCUUGUUUCGGGUGGAUUUCUGGGCUUCUUCUACAAUAGGAGGACCAAACAUAACAAAGAAAGCAAGGAAGCAGGGGAUGAUCUUUUGUCGUUCGAUUUUGACGUGAGUUUGAGCUCAACUAAUGAUGGAACAACUGUGAGGAACAUGGAAUUCGAUCUGCCCAUGUUUAGCUACUCAAGUGUUUCCGCUGCAACAAACAACUUCUCACCAGAAAAUAAGCUUGGAGAGGGAGGGUUCGGGCCCGUCUACAAGGGUGAGUUGCUAAAUGGACAAAAAUUAGCGGUAAAGAGGCUGUCCCAAAAAUCUGGACAAGGCUUUGAGGAAUUCAGAAAUGAAAUCUUGUUAAUCGCAAAGCUCCAGCACAGAAACCUUGUUCGCAUCUUGGGCUGUUGUAUUGACCCUGCUGAGAGCAUACUCAUCUAUGAGUACAUGCCUAAUAAGAGUCUAGACUUGUUCCUUUUUGGGCCAGACAAACAAGAUAUAGUACUAGAUUGGGAAACACGCAUACGCAUUGUUGAAGGGAUUGCUCAAGGGCUUCUCUACCUCCAUGAGUACUCGAGGGUGCGCAUAAUCCAUAGAGAUCUCAAGGCAAGUAACAUUCUUCUAGAUGAUGAAAUGAACCCCAAGAUAUCGGACUUUGGGAUGGCGCGUAUCUUCUUUGGAGGCACUGAUUCGCGGGCUCACACCAAUAGAGUUGUUGGAACAUUUGGCUAUAUUGCUCCCGAGUAUGCAAUGGAAGGCUUAUUUUCCAUAAAGUCUGAUGUGUACAGUUUUGGAGUUUUGGUUCUUGAGAUCAUAAGUGGAAGGAAGAACACUGGAUUCUACAAAACUGACUGUCUCAGUCUUCUUGGAUAUGCAUGGGAUCUGUGGAUUUCGGACAGAGGUGUAGAAGUGGUGGAUGAUAAGGUGGGAUCUAUGGUGGCGGCUUCGACGGCGUUGAGGUACAUAAAUGUGGGACUUUUGUGUGUGCAAGAAAAUCCCAAUGAGAGACCAAACAUGUCUAGUGUGGUGUCCAUGCUUAGCAGUGAGAUUGCAGCUCUUCCACCACCCAACAAGCCUGCAUUUUCAACUGCAAAUUUGAAGACUUCAUCUUCAUCACAGACAAGAAGUGGAGACCCAUACCCUUCUGCCAGUCUCUUAACCGUUUCAGAUGUUGUGCCCAGAUGAGAUGAUGAUGAUGCCAUUAUUCCUCAACUACUAUUUUUCUCUCUGUUAUUCAUUUGUUUUCAGUUUAUAUUCUCUAUUGCAAUAUCAUUAUGACGAUGAAGCACAGUCUAUUGGUAAGACGCUUCUUCCCCAACCAAUAGGUCGGGGGUUCGAGUCACCUAGAGGAGGGCUAGUGUGUGAGUAUAUUUUUCCUUUUUUUGAGUAAUAACAAUUUUUUUUU
Salvia miltiorrhiza (redroot sage) is the source of this 2861-nucleotide messenger RNA. Its product is annotated as G-type lectin S-receptor-like serine/threonine-protein kinase At4g03230. Gene Ontology annotation, molecular function: protein serine/threonine kinase activity; ATP binding. Gene Ontology annotation, biological process: protein phosphorylation. The coding region runs from base 170 to 2641 and encodes 823 amino acids. The record is from RefSeq and is a predicted model, not a curated record. Lineage: Eukaryota; Viridiplantae; Streptophyta; Magnoliopsida; Lamiales; Lamiaceae. The transcript is spliced from 7 exons.